GGCUGCAGCAUUCAACACGGGUUCCCAGCUCCUUUACCGCAUCCUCACCGAUCCGGCACUCGCCUCCGGUUUUUGCGGGUUUACUGGACCUUUGAUCAAAAAGGGAGAAAAAGCGGAGGACGCGCAAUGAUUGAAGAGGGGUUCUAGCCGUGGAGACAAGGGAAGGAGCACCAGUGAGAAACGACGGAGUCUGUAGCGACUACAUCCUUUUUUCAGAGCUGCGCAGUGGUAGUGCGGGUUGGUCAUGGUCGGACGGGGACUAUGGGUAUGUAAGUCCCGCUUUGGGAAGCGAGGGAGCAGGCUUGGUGUUUUGUCCUUUCUGUGCGCGGCGACGGCGAGCGCAGCCCUGCUGGCUCUGCUCUUUGUGGACAUCAUCGAGUCCUGGGUCACCUCCAUGAGCAUGAACACGGUGAUGGAGCCGCACGCCGGCAUCAUCCCCCUACAGAGCGUACCUCCCACCAGACCCGAGGAGUUCCUGCUGAUGCCCAGUCCGCUCGUGUGCCAGCGUGCCAAGCCAUACCUCAUCAUCAUGGUUACCUCGGCUCCUGCCAAUCAGAGGGCCCGCCAAGCCAUCAGGGACACCUGGGGAGGGGAGGUCGAGGUGAGGGGCCUGCGGGUCAUGACCCUCUUCAUGGUAGGUGUUGCGUCUGACCCUGGACUGGCCAAGCUGCUGAUAGAGGAGGCCAGAGAGCGAGGAGACUUGGUGCAGGGGCGUUUUCUGGACACCUACUCCAACCUCACCCUGAAGACCCUGUCCAUGCUGGGCUGGGCCCGCCGCUUCUGCCCUCAGGCUCAAUUCAUGGCCAAAGUGGAUGAUGAUGUCCUGUUCAAUCCCAGCGCCCUCCUGCACUUCCUGAACAAGAGCCGUAACCCGUAUGAACAAGGAGACUUGUACCUUGGCAGGGUACAUCUCCAUGUGGCUCCAGACCGUGACCCAGAAAGCAAGCACUAUCUCCCUUCAGGGGCCUACCCUCCCUCUGUCUUUCCAGACUAUUGCAGUGGUACAGCCUAUAUUCUGUCCCGCUCUGCAUUGCUCAAAAUUUCCCUGGCAGCCUCUGCAUCACCUUUAUCCACACCUCUGCCCCCUGAGGAUGUGUUUGUUGGUCUGUGUGCCCGGGCAGCUGGUGUGCUGCCCUCGCACUGCCCACUAUUCUCUGGUGGCCCAGGUGUGCCAUACGGGCGCUGCUGCUAUCAGGCGAUGGUGUCCAUCCACCACAUCUCCCCCAGGGAGAUGCUGCAUUAUUGGGCUGAUGUCCAUUCUUCACAGUCCUGCUCCUGGUUGAGUCUACGUGCUUCUCUGGGGAUGUGCAAAGUCAGGGCGAUGCUCGGGUCAGCUCUGGGGCUCGAGCAGGGCUUGUGAGGGUUAUUGAAGAGGAAAACUGGACACAUUGGGGCUGGGCCUCGCUUCGAUACUGUGAACAGCACAAGUGCUCUUCAGGCUGUGAAGCUACACUAUGUUCACUGAGAAAAUGUCACAUUAUUUUUAUAGCUUUAUUUUUUUAAACAUUAUAAUGUAUUUAACUGGCUUUUUUGCAGAAAAAGGGACGAUCAGCUGGUAGAACUGAGAAUUGUCACAUUAGUCUUUAACCUAUCCUUGGACUGUUAUAGCAUCCUUAAUUGUUACACUUACACAUAUUGUAGAUGUAGAACUAACAACAUCGGCAUGCUGAUAGCGUACAGUGAGGAAAUACAGCCACUUAUGUGUACAUUGGAUAUAAGUAUUUCUAUUAACACACCAAGUCUUACUUCUAUAUGCUGCUAUAUUUCAUAUAAUUAUGUAGUAUAUCACAAGGUACUUCAAUUGUAGAUAUUAGUCUAUUAAGAUCCCUAAAUGCAUGAUGUUCCAAACACAGGUACAUAUUAUCAAACCACAGGCUUCAUAUACCCAGUAAUAUAAAAUAUAUACAUAUUAGUUAAAACCUUGUUGCUCAAAAUGGAAAAAUAAUCGCCUCAGUACAGGAUGUAUUCAAAGAACUUGAAAUACUUGAAAGUAUUGUGUUUUUCAAUAAUAAUAAAAAUGAUUGACCGGAUGGUUGGGCAGUGAAAUGCAUUUUGGCCAGUUCUGGAAAAACAGUUUCUCUUCCUUGUUUAUUCUGCUGCCUACAACCAAUAUAACCAUAAAACUGAUGUGGCACACAGCUAAAAUCCCACAUAGCUGCAGUAUGUAUAACUUGUUUUUGUGUGCUAGAUUAAACAUUAAACUGACUGUGAAGGGCAGGUUUAUCUGGUCUGAAUACAUUUUAAAAGACAGUUUCCUAUGUGUCUGGUUAAAGCCUCAUGCUUCCUCUUCUAGCCACAAAGUCAGUGUGUUUAUACUCAGGAAAUAUAUGUACUGUCACCAAUAAACUAU
This is a messenger RNA of Morone saxatilis (striped sea-bass), 2350 nucleotides long. It is a transcript of the gene b3galt4, whose product is annotated as UDP-Gal:betaGlcNAc beta 1,3-galactosyltransferase, polypeptide 4. Bases 245 to 1360 code for a protein of 371 amino acids. Gene Ontology annotation, cellular component: membrane. Gene Ontology annotation, molecular function: N-acetyl-beta-D-glucosaminide beta-(1,3)-galactosyltransferase activity. NCBI's taxonomy places the organism in Eukaryota, Metazoa, Chordata, Actinopteri, Moronidae. The record is from RefSeq and is a predicted model, not a curated record. The transcript has a single exon.